Molecule: messenger RNA, 345 nt
Organism: Closterium sp. NIES-65
Lineage: Eukaryota; Viridiplantae; Streptophyta; Zygnematophyceae; Desmidiales; Closteriaceae
Source: the annotation of a GenBank genome assembly
AUGCCCGGCGCCACUCCGACCAGCUCCACCUCCUCCGCCGCCGCCUCCUCCACCGCCGCCACCUCCGCCACCUCCGCUCCCACCGCCACCGCCGCCGCCGCCUCCGCCUCCACUGCCGCCACCGACACCUCAACCCCCGCCACCACUCCCACCACCACCCCCACCCCCUCCACUGCCUCCACCGCCACCUCCGCCACCCCCGCCAGCCCGUCCAGCACCCUUGCCCCCCUUGCCCUUACCGGUGGCAACGCACAGCAAGACGUGCAGCAGCAUCGCGUGUGGCCCACUGUGAGCGAACAGUGGCGUCGGCAUCAGCAACAGGGGCAGGAGAGGCACCAGAGGUGA